This is a messenger RNA of Beta vulgaris subsp. vulgaris (sugar beet), 1226 nucleotides long. Its product is annotated as transcription factor bHLH118. Gene Ontology annotation, biological process: regulation of transcription by RNA polymerase II. Gene Ontology annotation, cellular component: RNA polymerase II transcription regulator complex. Lineage: Eukaryota; Viridiplantae; Streptophyta; Magnoliopsida; Caryophyllales; Amaranthaceae. The transcript has 3 exons. The coding region runs from base 153 to 914 and encodes 253 amino acids. Gene Ontology annotation, molecular function: protein dimerization activity; DNA-binding transcription factor activity, RNA polymerase II-specific; RNA polymerase II transcription regulatory region sequence-specific DNA binding. The record is from RefSeq and is a predicted model, not a curated record.
GAGAUAAUUAUAUCUUCCUUCUUCUUUUUUUUUUUAAUAUAAUAAACCUAGCUCAUCUUUGAAAGAUCUAACAAAUCUCCAAGCAACAAAACAUAAUCUUUCUUCCUUUUUUCCCCAAUUUCUUCAUCUCUUUGUCUCUCUCAAAAGUAGACAUGUUCCCUUUUCAACGAAGUUGUGAGCUGUCCUUCAAAAUUAGUGAUGAGGGAGACCAAAAUGAACAAACCAACAACGAAGAUCAGAUUACGCUGGACAAUAAUGCAUUUGUUGGUCUCAAUAAUGAUAGUAAUAAUGCUAAUCCAGGUAGAGGUAGAGGUAGAGGCCGAGGUCGAGGCCGCAUAUUAUCAUCGUCAUCAUUAGCUGGUACUAGUAGCAAUACUAAUACUAACAAUGAUGAACAUGAAAGGAAGAUUAUACAUAGAGAGUAUGAACGUCAAAGGAGGCAAGAAAUGGCUACUCUCUAUAAUUCCCUCCGCUCAAACCUUCCUCCUGAAUAUAUACAGGGAAAGAGAUCAAUAAGUGACCAUGUUGAAGAAGCUAUCAAUUAUAUAAAACACUUGAAGAGUAAUGUGAAGGAGCUUGAAGAGAAGAAAGAUCAGCUUAAACAAUCAGUAGAAUCAACUAGUUCGACUAGUGAAUUCAGUGGAUCAAGCAAUAGUGCUGGAGUAGUAGGCAGUGUGGUAAUCAGACAAUCUAUGGUUGGUUUACAGAUAGAUAUUAGUGUUGGAUACGAAGAUGAAGGCUUUUCGUUGUCGAGCGCCCUCCAAGUAGUUAAUGAUGAAGGACUUGAGGUUGUAAGCUGCACUUCAACCAAGUUCAAUGAUAAACUUAUUCACAAUCUACAAUGUCAGGUAAGAAACACAAUAUCCAUUGAUGUGAAUCGGCUUCAACAGAGAUUGAGUGACCUUGUUUCCUGAUCAGAUGAUUUCGUUUAUAUCUUUGUAUGGUUAUUGGAUUAAUCUAGAUCCAGGUUUUUCUUUUACCAACUUAGCUUCAAACUGUUGGUCAUAUGCGACUUUUUGUCCAACUUUAAUCAUUGUUACUGAAUUUAUGUAUAUACCAAUCUGCAAUAUAUUGUUUCAUUCGUUUAAAACUACUUUUGUCAUUUCUACUCGUGUUGAUUGGGUGUAGAAGUUUAUGGUUAUAUAUAUUAUAUUACUUAUUGCUGUUCUUUUAUAGUUAUCCAAUCUAAUAAUGCUAGGAGAGUGCAUAUGCGUAUGAAACUAAAC